CGCCCAGCCAGCGGCGGGACCAUGGAGCCUAUGCUGCUGCAGGACUUCGUGCGCGCCCUGGACCCCUCCUCCCUCCCGCGCGUACUGCGGGUCUGUUCGGGGGUCUACUUCGAGGGCUCCAUCUACGAGAUUUGUGGGAAUGAAUGCUGCCUCUCCACAGGAGACCUGAUCAAGGUUACCCAGGUUCACCUCCAGAAGGUGAUCUGCAAGAACCCGAGGACAGGUCAGACCAUGGAGCUCGCCCCCAACUUCCAGGGCUACUUCACCUCCCUCAUCAGCCCCCAGAGCUAUGAAACCCUGGAAGAGCUGGCUUCUGCCAUAACUUGGAGCCCCAAGCAGCUGCCUAUUUACUUCAUGUCAACCCACAGAAUUGUCACAGAGGCCAGGGUAGUGCCUGAGGACCAACUCCUCAUUUUUGAGGCGGUGGAAAUGUACCUUGGGACCCGCUGUGCCCGCUGUGUCCUGGGACUGGGGAAGCAACAGGUCAUCCUACACCUGCCCCUAUCUGAGAAGGGGCCCUUCUGGAAGUGGGAGCCCAGUGCCCCUCGAACACUGCUCCAAGUCCUGCAGGACCCUGCCCUGGGGGACCUCGUCUUCACCUGCCCCACCCUACCGUGCCACUUCCUGGUCCUGAGGCCCCAGUAUGAGAUCCAAGCCAUCAUGCACAUGCGCAGGACCGUUGUUAAGAUCCCCUCCACCCUGGAGGUCGAUGUGGAGGAUGUCACCGCCUUCUCCCAGCACAUCCACUUCAUCAAACCGCUGCUGCUGAGUGAGGUCCUGGCCCGAGAAGGCCCCUUCCCGCUGGCCGUGGAGAUCCUGGAAGUUCCUGAGGGGCCCCCUAUCUUCCUUAGCCCAUGGGCAAGAUCUUUGCGGAAAGGCCAGCAGCUUCACAUCCAUGGCCUGGCCUCACCACCCUGGCGGGUCCUAGCCUCAAGCAAGGGCCGGAAGGUGCCCAGACACUUCAUGGUCUCCGGGGCCUACCAGGGCAAGCUGCGACGGCGGCCGAGGGAGUUCCCUACCGUCUAUGACCUCCUGGGUGCUUCCCAGCCAGGCCGGCCACUCCGGGUGGUGGCCACAAAGGACUGUGAGGCCGAGAGGGAAGAGAAUCCCGAGUUCACGUCUCUGGCUGUGGGGGAUCGGCUGGAGGUGUUGGGGUCUGGCCAGGUCAGUGGGAUCCACAGCUGCGACACAGACGUCUUGAUAUGUCAGAGACUUAGUGACCAGUCUGGGGAGGAAGAGUGUGAGGAGGCUGAGUGCCAAGAGCAGAUUCUGCUGCCCUUGUAUUUCUCUGGGAGCUUUGUGGAGGAGAUGAAUGACAGCCGGCGCUACAGCCUGGCGGAUCUGACUGCCCAGUUCUCACUGCCUUGUGAGGUCAAGGUGGUGGCUAAGGAUCCCAGCCACCUCGCUGACCCUCUGGCCUCCUUCUCUGGCCUGCAGCUGGAGGAGAAGAUCACAGAACCCUUCCUGCUGGUGAGCCUGGACUCCGAGGCUGGACUGUGCUUUGAGAUCCCUCCGCGGUGGUUGGACUUGACUAUUGUGGAAGUCGAGGGGCAGCGAGACUGGCCAGCUGGGUCCCUCCCUGUAGCCACAGUGGAGGAGCUGACAGAUGCCUUCUACUAUCACCUUCGAAAGUUACCGGUCUGUGAGAUCCAACGACCCCCACCCAGGCCCCCCAAAAGUCAGGACCUCAGUGGGCGGAGGAGACAAAGCAGCGAGGGAGGCACCAAGUCUUCUCAAAUCCUAGAAGUACAGGAACCUCCUCUGCGGCCCAAACCCGUGGCAAAGACCUCACCAAAGUUCACCAAGGACACCUGCAGUACGUACAGCAAGAUUCUUGCCUCUAAGGGUGGCCGUAGGCCCAAAACACAAAGUGCAGCAACCAGGUCUCACUGUUUUGAUCAGGCUGGUCUCAGAUUCCUGGCCUCAAGUGAUCCUCCUGCCUCGGUUUCCCAAAGUGUUAGGAAUACUGGUGUGAGCCACCGCACCCAGCCCUUCAUUGACUCUUUUGCAGAUGAAGAUGAACAUGAUUAUGAAGAAGUAAUUGAGCACUUUAAGAAAACCAUGUAGGUUUUCUAGAAAACCAUGCCUCCUAACUGCUGCUGCCUGGGGAAUCUGAAACACCAGCCAACCCUUACAAGCUUCUAAAAGGGCCUGGGCAAGGACUCAAAGAAAUCAAACUGCAGACAGGGAAGGGCUUUGUGGGGCUGAUUCGAAAUAGGACGGCUUCCUUCAGGUUCUGAGCUCCUGUCACUGAGGGUGUCUUCUCCGGGCCCAGCACCUGGCACAUGGUAUGCAGAGGAACCAGUGGAGUUGCACUCAAUCCUGCAUCCCGACCAGUGGUCUCAGAGAGGAGUCAAAGAGGCCACCAAACUUGGGGAUGGCUGCACAUUGCUAUCUGCCUCUCAGUAAAGGAACUUCAGCCUUGAUCGCACUGCACUGACAAACUUUUAAAAAUGUUUGCCACCCCCCGCUUUCCCUCCCUCCUGCUUCCACCUGCCCGCCAGGCUCCAAGCACCUGUGAGACAGGAAUUGUGUCACUGAAUCACCUAGCAUGUGGGGACUGUAGGAAUGUAGGUGGGAGCCUGGCUUCAAGAGCAGAAAAUUAGUGAAAUGAGGGAAGCCAAUGGAAGACUUAUGUGGAGACCCCAGGCUAUGAAAAACUGGUAGGUUUCAUCAGAUGGUGCUAAGAUAUUGUCAAAGUUGUAAGUGACUAUCCAAGAUCAUUUCGUUCUAAAGGCACAAAAUAAAAAUGACAUUGCCAAGUGCAGUGGGAUGUAUCUAUAGUCCUAGCUACCUGGGAGGUUGAGAUGGGAGGAUGGCUUGAAGCCAGGAGUUCAAGACCAGCCCAGACAACAUCAUCUCAAGAACUUAGUUCCCUGGGCGGUGCCUGUGGCUCAAGGGGGUGGGGCA
Nycticebus coucang (slow loris) is the source of this 2910-nucleotide messenger RNA. It is a transcript of the gene THEMIS2, whose product is annotated as thymocyte selection associated family member 2. The transcript is spliced from 6 exons. The record is from RefSeq and is a predicted model, not a curated record. Gene Ontology annotation, biological process: T cell receptor signaling pathway. The coding region runs from base 22 to 2067 and encodes 681 amino acids. NCBI's taxonomy places the organism in Eukaryota, Metazoa, Chordata, Mammalia, Primates, Lorisidae.